Phytomonas sp. EM1 is the source of this 524-nucleotide messenger RNA. The record is from the annotation of a GenBank genome assembly. NCBI's taxonomy places the organism in Eukaryota, Euglenozoa, Kinetoplastea, Trypanosomatida, Trypanosomatidae.
UGUCGUUCACUAGAAAGGUUCAUACCCACACUUGUAAUCACCCCGCGAUCCCAUGCCUCCGAAGGAAGGACAGACGAAGAAGGCGAAGAUGGCCGCGGCCAACAACGCCAGCAAGCGCGCGACGAAGAAGUGGAGCAAGGGCCAGACCCGUGAGGCCCUGCAGAAUGCCGUGAUGUUCGACAAGGACACCCUCGACAAGCUCCGCAACGAGGUGCCGAAGUACAAGCUCAUCACCCCCGCCAUCAUCUCCGAUCGCCUGAAGAUCACCGUUUCCCUUGCCUCUGCUGCGCUGAAGCAGCUCUGCCGCGAGAAGCAGAUCCGCCUGGUGUCGUGCUCCAGCAAGCACCGCGUGUACAGCCGUAUUGUGGUGGCCGCCCCCCCUCAGGAGGCCCCGGCGGCGAAUGCUGCUAAGAGCAGCUAAGCCUUUGGAUGUCUGAGGAAGGAGGUAAUAGUCAUCAUUUUCCUUUGGAUCAGUGAACUCACAGUUACGAUAUUUGUUUGUUCUUUAAAUAAAUUUACGUAAA